Molecule: messenger RNA, 1665 nt
Organism: Nanorana parkeri
Lineage: Eukaryota; Metazoa; Chordata; Amphibia; Anura; Dicroglossidae
Gene: DCUN1D4
Product: defective in cullin neddylation 1 domain containing 4
Exons: 11
Coding region: 132-1004 (290 amino acids)
Biological process (GO): positive regulation of ubiquitin-protein transferase activity; protein neddylation
Cellular component (GO): ubiquitin ligase complex
Molecular function (GO): ubiquitin conjugating enzyme binding; ubiquitin-like protein binding; cullin family protein binding
Source: RefSeq, a predicted model, not a curated record
UCCUCUACCAAUCCGAUCGGCGCAGAGCCGGGCUGAGCGGUGUGCGUGUGUCCUGCGAAGUGAGUGCGGGUCGAGGAGCUGAAGUGGGGGGACCGGGCUGCUUAGUGGCUGUGUGUCUGCGUCACACGAAAAUGCACUCGGAUGCUGUCAAUUUUCAGCUGAACUCUCAUCUAUCAACACUGGCAAAUAUUCACAAGAUAUAUCACACGCUCAAUAGGCUGAAUCUGACUGAAGACGUGGGCCAAGACGAUCACCAAACAGGGAGUCUGCGUUCGUGCAGCACUUCAGACUGCUUCACUAAGACUAUGCCACCAAGGAAAAAGAGGAGACCUGCAGCAGGAGAUGACCUGCUAGCUAAGAAAAGUAGACAUGACGGGAUGUAUAAAAAAUAUGAUUCCUCCAGAAUAAGAGCAGAGGAAGAAGCUUUCUCUAGCAAGAGAUGCCUAGAAUGGUUCUAUGAAUAUGCAGGAACUGAUGAUGUAGUUGGCCCAGAAGGAAUGGAAAAAUUUUGUGAAGAUAUUGGUGUGGAACCAGAAAAUGUUGUUAUGCUUGUUCUAGCCUGGAAAUUAGAUGCACAGAACAUGGGUUACUUUACAUUACAAGAAUGGUUAAAAGGAAUGACCUCCCUACAAUGUGACACCACAGAGAAACUUAGAAAUACUUUGGAUUACUUGAGAUCUUUAUUAAAUGAGCCAACAAAUUUUAAACUUAUUUAUAGAUAUGCUUUUGACUUUGCACGGGAAAAAGACCAGCGGAGUUUAGAUAUGAAUACAGCAAAAUGUAUGUUAGGACUCUUAUUAGGGAAAACCUGGCCGCUGUUUCCAGUAUUUCAUCAAUUCCUAGAGCAAUCAAAAUAUAAAGUUAUAAACAAGGACCAGUGGUGCAAUGUUCUAGAAUUCAGCCGCACAAUUAACCUUGACCUCAGCAAUUAUGACGAGGACGGCGCCUGGCCAGUAUUGUUGGAUGAAUUUGUUGAAUGGUAUAAAGAAAAACAGAUGGCAUAACACUUUAACUAUGCAUAGCAGCUGAAGAGUCAUUGUUAGCACACUAGCGUCAACCAUUAGCCAUAAAUUGCUGUUUGUAUGGAACCGCAUGUUGCUUCUUUGCACAGUGUAUCCCUCCCGCCGGGCCUCUAGGCACAUUCGCUGUUUGAUCGGCCGUGCUUUACGUGUAGCAUUGUUCUCUUUCCAGGCUGCUCUGCAUUUUGUAUUGACACUACAGAUUGGUGAAAUUGCCAAUGUCCUCACUGUGAUUCUGUGUAUAUUGCUGUUCAUUUUUUUUUGUACAUGCUUGUAUAUAGACGCUUCUCUUAGAGAACUUCUGCUGAAAUGUAUUGUAAAAAUGACCUGCCACUUCUAGUGACUUUUUUUCUUUUUGAGGAACAAAACUGAAAAUCUAAAUUUGUUGUUAGAAAUGUCUGUUGACAUUUGUUAGCAUCUCUCGCAGUGAAAUGACAAACCAUCUCUGCACAAGUAAAUGCAUUAUGACACUUUGUUAUUCUCGUAGUAGAAUGUGACACGGCUCCUGAAAAUCUUGUUUAUGUGUACAGUUUUCUUUAUAGUGUCUCUGUCACCUAAGUGAAUUGGAGUUGGCCAUUUUGUAUGCUGGACCAAUAUAGAAGCGAAUACAGCCCAUGGCACUACUAGUUCCUACCAAAAUAGUAAG